Messenger RNA from Amyelois transitella, 2260 nucleotides. RefSeq names its product probable asparagine--tRNA ligase, mitochondrial (gene AsnRS-m). The coding region runs from base 151 to 1545 and encodes 464 amino acids. The record is from RefSeq and is a predicted model, not a curated record. NCBI's taxonomy places the organism in Eukaryota, Metazoa, Arthropoda, Insecta, Lepidoptera, Pyralidae. Gene Ontology annotation, molecular function: asparagine-tRNA ligase activity; ATP binding; nucleic acid binding. Gene Ontology annotation, biological process: asparaginyl-tRNA aminoacylation. The transcript is spliced from 3 exons. Gene Ontology annotation, cellular component: mitochondrion.
CCAUGCGGUGACAACUCCAUGCUUAACUCUCGGUGCCUUACUCGAUCAACUGCAGGCAGUUUGUGAAUGUCAAUAUAAAUGCCACAGAUAUUAUAAAUACAUAACCUACAAAUUUUACUUAAUUUACUGUUUAUUCAUGAAUAGAAAAAAAUGUUGCCUAGUAAAGUUUUCAGCCAAAUCAAAUAUUGUGCAAAUGGUCUUAACUACAGGAAAAACAGUGUUAUAGCUUCUGUUUUGGAGAAAGCUAAUGUCGGUGAUUCCACCGAAGUAAAGGGCUGGGUGAAGAACUUGCGUGUUCAAAAAGAGUUUAUAUUCGCAGAUGUUAGCGAUGGAUCUUGUGCCCAAAGAUUGCAGAUAUUAAUACCUAAAAGCUUGAAAACAGACUCCUUGUCUUUUGGCAGCUCCGUGCACAUUACUGGAAAGUUAUCAAAAAGUCCUAGGGGCCAGGUAGAGUUAGUUGCUGAAAAUGUGAAAGUGCUGGGUGACUGUGUAGUCUCAGAUGGAUAUCCAUUCAAUCCUAGAACUAGUCACCCACCAGAAUAUAUCCGGCAGUUCAUACAUUUACGUUCCAGAACAAACUAUAUCUCUUCAAUACUCAGAGUACGAAAUUCUGUUUCAAAAUACAUACAUGACUUUUACUCAUCCCAAAAAUAUUUGAAUAUUCACACACCAAUUUUAACGUCGAAUGACUGUGAAGGGGCUGGUGAGGUGUUUAAAAUACAGCCUGAUUCAGAAGAGACUGUCAAAGCUAUGAUGCAAGAGGGGAGAGAUAAAGACACAGUGUAUUUUGGCUCGAAAACAUAUUUAACAGUAUCAGGACAGUUACAUUUAGAAGCUAUUUGUAGAGGAAUGGGCAAUGUUUAUACACUGGGACCCACAUUCCGUGCCGAAAACAACAGAUCACGGUUGCAUUUAUCGGAGUUCUACAUGCUGGAGGCUGAAUUAGCAUUCUGUGAUAACUUAGAGUUGCUACAAGAUCACAUUGAAGAUUUACUGAAAUAUGUUUACAGAGAAACGAGAAAUACAAACGAAGCAGAUCUAUGCUUGAUUGAUAAAGAAAAUAGUAAUACACCUGAUUGGUUGAAUAAGAGCUUUAUAACACUGUCAUAUGAUGAAGCAAAGAUCAUUUUGGAGAAGAAGAAAAUAGCGUCGACCGAAGAAGGUUUGAAUAAAGAGCAAGAAUUGGCCCUCGUGGAGUAUUGUGGCGGAGUACCGGUGUUUGUUGUGAAAUGGCCGAAAGAUCUAAAAAGUUUCUAUAUGAAGGAAUGCCCAGAAGACAGCAGUAAGGUGGAUGCGUUAGACCUUCUAGCUCCAAUCACUGGUGAAAUAGUCGGCGGCAGUCUCAGGGAAGACAACUACGACAAACUGAAGAGCAAACUACCUUCAGAUAAACUACAUUGGUACUUGGAGCUGAGAAAGUUCGGGAACAUUCCCACUGGAGGCUACGGGCUUGGUCUCGAGCGAUUGUUACAGACUAUGUGCAGAGUGACCAAUAUAAAGGACACAUUGCCGUUUCCAAGAUGGCCGCAUAAUUGUAGCAUGUAGAAAGACUAUAGAUAUUAUUGUUAUUGAUAUGUUAUUACCUAAUUUAUUUGAGAGUUUAAAUUAUAAGAUUAUUUAAACAUGUCAUAAUUUUCACCAGCAACUACAUGAAAGUCUUAAUUUUCACCAGCAACUACUAAGGGAUAGGCUUAUAAAUUUGGGAUUUCUCUUAAGGCGAUAGGCCAGCAACCUGUCAAUAUUUGAAUCUGUUUUUUGUCAUCAUUAAGCCAAUUUCCAUCAAUAAGAUAAACGGCUGAAUGUGGCCUUUUAUUCUUUGAAAGAGUCAAAGCUCUCAAUCUACCCUGUAAGUGAUAUAGACGUGAUUAUAGGUUUGUACUUAUUUGUUAAGGGUUCCGUAGCCCCAAGUGACAAUUCUGGAACAGUACUGGUUGCGUCAUGUCGUAUUUAUUUUAUUCGGAUGUGUGUUUAUGCUAUGUCACAAUUCAAAUGAAGGAGCGAGCUUUUUUUAAGGAAAAUUUGCCUAGCGAUGUAACGCAACGCAUAUGUUACAUAACAUAUAAUCAUGUCUAUAUCCCUUGCGGGGUAGUUGAACUAGACAAAGCCUUAAAAUCAGAAUAUGGUAUACAAUUCAAUAGAAUAUAUAGUGCUUUAAUAACUCAGAUAGGCUCUUAGAAUAAAACAAAAUAAAUUAUGGUUGAUGCCAUAAUUAAAAUACCUAAAGGAAAGGGAGUUAUGAAUAAAAUAAAUUGAAUCAUCA